AAAGUGGGAGGCUCCUGGCUUGGUCCCCUCCCGUUCAGUCCCGGGCUGCGCCUGGGUCCCCUCCCUCCAAUCCACUCGGCGCCCGCACCUCGGGCCGUCAGGACCCGGGCUGUCCUCGGAAGUACCCGGACGUCCUCUCCAAGCCAGGACAUCAGGGCACAUGACUAGUAUCAAGAUGCUCCAGGGUUCUUUUUCUGUGCUCCUGCUUGGGGGGCUCUUGGGGGUCCUCCAUGCCCAGCAGCAGGAAGUCAUCUCACCUGACAUUUCCACCACUGACAGGAACAACAAUUGUCCAGAGAAGGCUGACUGCCCAGUCAAUGUGUACUUCGUGUUGGACACCUCAGAGAGCGUGGCCAUGCAGUCCCCCACAGACAGCCUGCUUUAUCAUAUGCAGCAGUUCGUACCGCAGUUCAUCAGUCAGCUGCAGAAUGAAUUCUACCUGGACCAGGUGGCCCUGAGCUGGCGCUACGGUGGUCUACACUUCUCGGAUCAGGUGGAGGUGUUCAGCCCACCAGGCAGCGACCGGGCCUCCUUCACUAAGAGCCUACAAAGCAUCCGCUCCUUCCGCAGGGGCACCUUCACCGACUGUGCAUUGGCCAACAUGACGCAACAGAUCCGGCAGCAUGUAGGCCGGGGUGUGGUCAACUUUGCUGUGGUCAUCACCGAUGGCCACGUCACAGGCAGUCCGUGCGGGGGCAUCAAAAUGCAGGCCGAGCGUGCCCGUGAGGAGGGCAUCCGGCUCUUUGCAGUAGCCCCUAACAGGAACCUAAAUGAACAAGGCCUGAGGGACAUAGCCAAUACCCCUCAUGAGCUCUACCGCAACAACUACGCUACCAUGCGGCCGGACUCUACUGAGAUUGACCAGGACACCAUCAACCGUAUCAUCAAGGUCAUGAAACAUGAAGCCUACGGAGAGUGCUACAAGGUGAGCUGCCUGGAGAUUCCUGGACCCCACGGACCCAAGGGUUACCGAGGACAGAAGGGUGCCAAAGGCAACAUGGGUGAACCAGGAGAGCCUGGACAAAAAGGACGACAGGGAGACCCUGGCAUCGAAGGCCCUAUUGGAUUUCCAGGACCCAAGGGUGUGCCUGGCUUCAAGGGAGAGAAGGGUGAAUUUGGAUCAGAUGGUCGGAAGGGAGCGCCCGGCCUAGCUGGCAAGAAUGGAACGGACGGACAGAAGGGCAAACUGGGUCGCAUUGGGCCUCCUGGUUGCAAGGGAGACCCUGGAAGUCGGGGUCCUGAUGGAUACCCCGGAGAAGCUGGAAGCCCAGGCGAGCAAGGAGACCAGGGCGCCAAGGGGGACUCUGGCCGCCCAGGACGCAGGGGACCACCAGGAGAUCCUGGAGACAAAGGAAGCAAGGGAUAUCAAGGCAACAACGGAGCUCCUGGAAGUCCAGGAGUGAAAGGCGCCAAGGGAGUACCUGGCCCCCGUGGACCAAAAGGAGAGCCUGGACGCAGAGGAGACCCUGGGACCAAGGGCGGCCCGGGGAGUGACGGUCCAAAGGGAGAGAAGGGAGACCCUGGUCCUGAGGGGCCACGAGGCCUGGCUGGAGAAGUUGGCAGUAAAGGCGCUAAGGGAGACAGAGGUUUGCCUGGACCCAGAGGCCCCCAGGGGGCUCUUGGGGAACCAGGAAACCAGGGAUCUCGGGGAGAUCCUGGUGAUGCUGGGCCUCGAGGAGAUUCAGGACAGCCAGGCCCUAAGGGAGAUCCUGGAAGGCCUGGAUUCAGCUACCCAGGACCCCGAGGGAUACCCGGUGAAAAAGGCGAGCCCGGCCCACCAGGCCCUGAGGGAGGCCGAGGAGACUUUGGUCUGAAAGGAGCUCCUGGACGGAAGGGAGACAAAGGGGAACCAGCUGAUCCUGGUCCCCCUGGUGAACCUGGCCCUCGAGGACCAAGAGGAAUCCCAGGACCUGAGGGAGAACCCGGCCCUCCAGGAGACCCUGGUCUCACGGAAUGUGACGUCAUGACCUAUGUGAGGGAGACCUGUGGGUGCUGUGACUGUGAGAAGCGCUGCGGCGCCCUGGAUGUGGUCUUCGUCAUCGACAGCUCCGAGAGUAUCGGCUACACCAACUUCACCUUGGAGAAGAACUUUGUCAUCAAUGUGGUCAACAGGCUGGGCGCCAUUGCCAAGGACCCCAAGUCUGAAACAGGUACACGUGUGGGUGUGGUGCAGUACAGCCACGAGGGCACCUUUGAGGCCAUCCGACUGGACGACGAGCGAGUCAACUCCCUGUCCAGUUUCAAGGAGGCUGUCAAAAACCUCGAAUGGAUCGCCGGUGGCACUUGGACGCCCUCUGCCCUCAAGUUCGCCUAUAAUCAGCUUAUCAAAGAGAGCCGACGCCAGAAGACCCGGGUGUUCGCAGUGGUCAUCACAGAUGGCCGCCAUGACCCCCGAGAUGAUGACCUCAAUCUUCGGGCACUGUGUGACCGUGACGUCACCGUGACAGCCAUCGGCAUCGGUGACAUGUUCCACGAGACUCAUGAGAGCGAGAACCUCUACUCCAUCGCCUGUGACAAGCCACAGCAGGUGCGCAACAUGACGCUGUUCUCUGACCUGGUGGCCGAGAAGUUCAUCGAUGACAUGGAAGACGUCCUUUGUCCGGACCCUCAGAUCGUGUGCCCAGAACUUCCCUGCCAAACAGAGCUUUAUGUGGCCCAGUGCACACAACGGCCCGUGGACAUUGUCUUCCUGCUGGAUGGCUCGGAGAGACUGGGCGAGCAGAACUUCUACAAGGCACGGCGCUUCGUGGAGGAGGUGUCACGGCGCCUGACUCUGGCAGGAAGGGACGACGACCCGCUCAACGCCCGCAUGGCCCUGUUGCAGUAUGGCAGCCAGAAUCAGCAGCAGGUGGCCUUCCCACUGACCUACAAUGUGACCACCAUCCACGAGGCACUGGAGCGAACCACCUACCUCAAUUCCUUUUCUCACGUGGGAUCGGGCAUCGUGUACGCCAUCAACAACGUGGUGCAGGGGGCACGGGGUGGGGCACGGCGUCACGCAGAGCUCUCCUUCGUCUUCCUCACGGAUGGCGUCACGGGCAACGACAGCCUGGAGGAGUCGGUGCACUCCAUGCGGAAACAGAACGUGGUGCCCACCGUGGUCGCUGUGGGCGGUGAUGUGGACAUGGAUGUGCUCACCAAGAUCAGCCUGGGUGACAGGGCGGCCAUCUUCCGGGAGAAAGACUUUGACAGUCUGGCCCAGCCCAGCUUCUUCGACAGGUUCAUCCGCUGGAUCUGUUAGCACCGCCAUGCUUGGCCAUCUCUUGACCAACUCCCCAUCUGUGGUGCUAAUAGGACCCUAGCCCUGCCGGUUGCAGCUAGACGGUAUACUUGGGUCUUUCUAGAAAGUGAAAGCCCUUCUCCCAAGGUCAGGACAGAAGGACUCUGAACCCAAAGCCCCUUACCUACCUUCAGUUCCCUUGGCUUCCCCUCCCGACGUCCCCAUUCUACCUAUACCUUGCCCUUAAGCGUUGGAGGAUUCCAGAGUCUUCCUGCUGCCUGUUUCCCACAGCCUCUGUCCCUCGCUUCCCUUUCCACUUCAUGCAUCCGCUAGUUCCUUCUGAAGGCUGUCUGCUGCCCUGCACCAGUCCUGUCCGGGGCCCUCUCUUUCUCUGCCCAUUAUUUCCUAUCUCAGGAGAUCAGACCUGAGAGCCCCAUGUCACAUACCCAAUGGCCCAAUAAAGGUUUUGAGCCUCCCUGUUGCUACCAGA
Messenger RNA from Grammomys surdaster, 3710 nucleotides. It is a transcript of the gene Col6a2, whose product is annotated as collagen type VI alpha 2 chain. The record is from RefSeq and is a predicted model, not a curated record. The transcript is spliced from 28 exons. Bases 161 to 3241 code for a protein of 1026 amino acids. Lineage: Eukaryota; Metazoa; Chordata; Mammalia; Rodentia; Muridae.